Molecule: messenger RNA, 732 nt
Organism: Bombus huntii
Lineage: Eukaryota; Metazoa; Arthropoda; Insecta; Hymenoptera; Apidae
Product: histone-lysine N-methyltransferase, H3 lysine-79 specific-like
Exons: 1
Coding region: 1-732 (243 amino acids)
Source: RefSeq, a predicted model, not a curated record
AUGGCGACAAGAGACAGGCCGAGGAUCACGGACAAGGCGGAAGAGAAGGCGGAACACAGAAACACGCUGGAAAGGUAUAGCGUGACAAAGAAAGAAGCAAUAAUAGACAUGGAGGUAAGAAAAAGGGUAGAGUCAGACCACAUGCCGUUGGAAAUAGAAAUAGAGGGGCCAGAGAUACAAAGAGAUGAGGAAAGAAAAGAAGAAGAGAGGGAGAGAAGGGAAUGGACAAACGAAAGUGUGGGAAGAUAUUUAGAGGAGUGUAAAAACUGGGCAAGCAGGGGAAGAACAGCAGAAGAAACGUGGACAGAAAUUAAGAAGAAGAUAAACGAGGCAAUACCAAAGAAGAGAGUAAGGAUAAGGAAAUGGAGCAUAGGAGAAAAGGCGCGGUAUGACAAGGAGUGGAAAGAGAGGAAAAGGGAGAUAAGAAGGAAGAUGACAAAAUUUAGGAAAGGAAAAUGUAGCAGAGAAGAGUUCAUAGAGGAGAAGAAGGCAUUUAAACAGUGUUGUAAACAAAGAAAGGAGAAGCAGGAAGAGGAAGAAAUGAAGAAAAUCAACAAGAUCAAAACAGAGCAAGAAGCAUGGAAAUAUAUAAAUAAAUAUAGAAGAAGAAGAGAGGUUAUAGACGAAGAUAUAAUGGAAGAGGAGUGGCAAAAUUAUUUUAUGGAAAUGUUAGAAAGGACAGAAAACAAAGAGGAUAGUGAACAGAAGGGCGGAGAGUGGAGGAGGAAUUAA